This is a messenger RNA of Ornithodoros turicata, 4002 nucleotides long. RefSeq lists its product as uncharacterized. NCBI's taxonomy places the organism in Eukaryota, Metazoa, Arthropoda, Arachnida, Ixodida, Argasidae. The transcript has a single exon. Gene Ontology annotation, biological process: proteolysis; DNA integration. Bases 1 to 4002 code for a protein of 1333 amino acids. Gene Ontology annotation, molecular function: aspartic-type endopeptidase activity; nucleic acid binding; zinc ion binding. The record is from RefSeq and is a predicted model, not a curated record.
AUGUCACUGGGACGGAUCUACGACUUCAACGACGGCAUGAGUUGGUACACGUGGAUAGAACGUCUAACGUUCUACUGUGAGGCCAAUCUCAUCACAGCACCAGAGAAGAAGCGAGCGGUGCUGCUUACAAUGUGCGGGGAGUCGACGUACGAAACUCUGAAAGCCCUCCUUGCGCCACAACUUCCAUCUGAAGUGAGCUACUCAGAUAUCGUCAGGUGUCUCGCCGAAUACUUCGAUCCAAAACUGUCGGAACUUCUCAGCCGAUUCAAAUUCCAUCAGCGUAAUCAAGCGCCGACGGAAACGAUAGCAGACUAUGUUACAGCACUCAGGGCCAUCGCCAGAGACUGCAAUUUCAGUAUUAGCAGUACAGUUUCGACGCCGGCGACAGAUAGGGCAUCAGGGGAUAGCCCACCACAACAACAGGCAACGACGGAGCAGCCGACACCGCCCACAGCGUUGCCUCUAGACGUCAUGAUGAGAGACCGCUUCAUUUGCGGUAUUCGGGAUAAGAACCUGCAGCAACGCCUUUUAGUGGAGCGUGACAUAACAUUCGAUCGGGCUUUCAAGAUUGCUCUCGCAACGGAGUCAGCAGUGAGUCAGCAGGGUCAGCUGCAGUCGGCACAAGAACGAGACCAGGUUAACAUCGUUCGGAGAAAGUCCGCGGGACAUCGGAAGAAGACGACUAAAACACAAAGGUGUGGCCGCUGUUUGGGAGAUCACGAGGCAAAGGACUGUCGGUUCAAGAAUGCCAUAUGCAACAGGUGCAACAAAAAGGGCCACAUUGCGAGAGCUUGUAAGCAGCAACAUGGAGCGCCAGUGGCAGGAGACAGUCAUCACCUUGCUAGUGGGUCGGAUGAUGAGCGGAGUUCAUCCUCCAGUGAGCUCUACCAACUUAACCACGUCGGGGAUAAACUAGGUCGUCCAGACAUUCCCAAAUUCACAGUGACGCUCAAGGUAGAAGGAAAGCGCCUCAAUUUUGAAGUGGAUUCGGGAGCAGCUUGCUCGAUAAUCAGCGAACAGACUUAUCGGGAGACAUGGCCACACAAUCCUCCGGAGCUAAAGAAAAAGACCACUUGUCUACGAACAUGGUCAGGCGAAGGCCUAAGGGCAUUAGGCACGACUCAAGUACGUGUGCGGUUCAAGACGAAGGACUUCAUUUUGCCUCUGACUGUCAUGAGAGGAACUGGAUGUAAUCUUCUCGGACGAGAUUGGUUCAGGCCGCUGAACAUCAGAGUCAGCGGUAUUCAUCACGUUCAGGACUCAAGCCAGCUGCACACCCUUUUAAAGAAGUACGAAACUGUGUUUGUCGAAAACAUCGACGGUCACAAGGGGGCCCCGGUUUCACUGGAGCUGAAGGAGAACGCCACGCCUUGCUUCUUGAAGGCUCGACCUGUCCCCUUCGCUCUUAGAAGUACAGUAGAGAAAGAAAUCGACCAGUUAGUCUCCCAAGGGGUGCUGGAGCCGGCACAGCACUCGGACUGGGCUACACCGCUGGUCGUCGUGAAAAAAAAGGAUGGCAGCAUACGACUGUGUGGUGAUUACCGUAGCACGGUUAACCUGAGGACCAAGGCAUCAUCCUACCCGCUUCCCACUACCACCGAGGUCUUCACCAGACUUCGUGGAGGAAAAAUAUUUUCUACGCUGGAUUUGAAACAAGCGUAUCAGCAGCUCCGAUUGACCACUGCGGCUGCGGAAAUUUUGACUGUUAACACGAUUAAGGGUUUGUUCCGGAUGAAGAGGCUUCCGUUCGGAAUAUCGGCAGCUCCAGGAAUUUUCCAGCGGUUCAUCGACACCUUGCUGGCGGAUAUUCCAGGCACAAGCGCUUACCUGGAUGACGUCAUUGUCUGCGGAAAGGACAUAGAUGAACAUAACAGACGCCUGGAGCAGGUGCUCAGUAAGCUGGAAGGGGGGAACCUUCGCCUAAGAAGAGACAAGUGCAAAUUCGCGCUGCCAGAGGUUUCUUACUUAGGACAUCGCAUUGAUGCAGAAGGUCUGCAUCCGACAGACGACAAGGUCAAGGCAUUGCUUCAGGCCCCAUCACCGAAGUCCAAGACCGAAUUGAAAGCGUUUCUAGGCAUGCUGUCGUUUUACGACCGGUUCCUGAGAAACCGCGCCGCCAUAGCAAGGGAUCUGUAUGAAUUGCUUAAACACGGCAACAAAUGGCAGUGGCUGAAAAGGCACCAAUUGGCGUUCGAAAACCUCAAGAAGCUGAUAAACGAAUCUACUGUACUUGCCCACUACGACGAGACAAAACCAUUAGUAAUCGCGUGCGACGCCUCUCCAUACGGUGUAGGGGCCGUGCUUGCACAACUGGACGACGAUGACCGCGAACUGCCCGUUGCGUUUGCCUCGCGCACGUUGGGACGUGCAGAGCAGAACUACGCUCAACUGGAUCGGGAAGGACUAGCAUUGGUGUUUGCGGUAGAAAAAUUUCACCAGUACGUCGCAGGAAGGAGUUUCAAGAUAUACACCGAUCAUCGACCGCUGCUUGGCAUAAUGGGGCAACACAAGCCAAUGCCUGCAAUGCUGUCGCCAAGGAUGACGAGAUGGUGUCUGAAAUUAGGGUGCUAUGAUUACGACUUGUGCUAUCGGAAGGGCACCACAAACCAAAAUGCUGACGCCUUCAGUAGACUGCCGUUGCCAUCCAUGACCGAUGAACCGUAUAGACCGGGUGACGUGCUCCUGUUGGACACGUUAGAAGGACCUGUUCUCACGGCUAAAACCCUAGAAAAGAUGACUCAGCAAGAUCCGGUGCUGUCAGCAGUUCACAGAGCAUUGCGAAACGGUAGCCUUCACAAGUUACGGGAACAUGGCUUCGACCAAUACAAGAUACGCCGUCGGGAGCUGGCUACGGAGGGUGAUUGUGUGACCAGAGGUUCAAGAGUUGUGGUUCCCCCGGCUGCUCGAGAGCAGGCCUUGAAACUGGUGCAUUGCGGACACAGGGGCAUAGUCACAAUGAAAGCGUGUGCUCGAAGCUACAUGUGGUGGCCGGGAAUCGAUCGUGACAUUGAGCAACUCGUACGCGGCUGCUCCAAAUGCCAGGUCGAUCGACGCUCUCCGCCCCGAGCUCCGCCACCGCUGUGGACAAGACCGGCGGAACCCUGGAAGACCAUUCACAUCGACUUCGCCGGACCGGUUGACGGGCGAACGUAUCUACUGGUUGUUGACGCCUACACGAAGUGGCUGGAAGUUAGGCGAAUGACAAGUACUACGGCCGCCGCUGUGAUUGAACAGCUAAGGUAUAUGUUCGCCACCUUCGGAAUUCCGCAGGUAGUCGUGUCAGAUAAUGGGUCGGUGUUCCUAUCGGCAGAAACCAAGAGAUUUUUCAAAGCAAAUGGCGUCGAGCAUCGCACAAGUGCUCCGUAUCACCCGGCCACUAACGGCCAAGUAGAGCGCAUGGUGGCGGAACUGAAGAGGGUUCUGAAACGGGAUAGUGCGGGACACGUUGACAAGUGCCUGGCGCGGUUUAUGUUCAAGCAGCAUACUACAAUCAACGCCACCAUAGGCAAGUCGCCAGCAGCCAUGAUGUUCAGCAGGGAGCUUCCGUCGCCGCUGUCGGCGUUGAAACCAAGUGACCAUCGGAGUUCAAUGGGGGAGGACGAGGAGGGAGCUGGGUCACGUUACGCGCUGUUCAAGCCAUCGAUGAGAGUCUACAUUAGAAACUUCACAGGAGGUCCUCAGUGGAUACCUGGUCAGCUGCUUGAUCGGAUGGGUCGGCGGUCGUGGAUGGUCCAGACAGAGCACGGAACGACACGACGUCACGUCGAUCACAUUAGACGACGUUAUGAUCAGGAUCCCUGGAACAGCAGUUCCGUUCCGUGGACUGUGGACAUUUCCCCUGAGCGACCGUCAGGGGCAGCUGCAGUAGAUCCUCAACGAUUAACGGAGUGCUCGGAUGUGGUGACUGCUCCCGCCGUUCCUGAAACCAGGGAUCCGCCUGCAAGAGAGCUUAGAAGGUCACAGCGUACGCGCCAGCCGCCAGACUUUUUCCGACCUUGCUGA